UGACGCCACUUAGCGCGACGCUGCAAUUUUCUAACACCACACCCGUCUUCCGCUUUGUAACGCGCAGCUAGCACCUGCACAAGUGAGAGCUAAAGACAGGAGCCAGUAGACGUUUUUUACCUUAUUCUGGAGGCGUUGUCGAUGUCGUUUUUUAACAUGUUUAAGUGUAUCUUCCGAAUAUCUUGCGUCGCGAAGCAUGACCAAAUGCUUAAGUUGCGAUCCUUCUCACCGCCUACGAGAGAUCCCCAAUUAUCAAAUGUGGGCAGAAACGGAGCGCACCGGCAAUAGGCGAGAGUGCGCAAAUAUUCUGGCCGAUUUGCAUGCUGCAAUCGUCAGGACUCAGUGCGUUUCGGCUGGUGAUAAUUGCGAGGAGCAUUACUUCCAAAAUGCCUGUGAAUUAGCACUGGCAAGAUAGACGCAUCAAUAUUUUUGCUGAUCACCCUAAGCCUAACAUCAGACCUGAGGGCAGCAAGAGUGGAAUGGCAGGCAAGAAAGUUAAUUCUCAACUGCCGUGCACGCUACGAAGGUGACACGUGGUCCUCGUGAUAGGAGUAAACCUAAGAAAGCCCACAAACAUAAAAUGAACGGAUUGUGUGAUUUGCAUAGAAGAGUGUUAACUGUUGAUAUGGCGAACUGAGAAGUCACGCACGUUACGCUUUACUAAUGGGGGUGGGUUUUCUGUGUCGAAACAUAUCGAUAGCCCGUGGACGGUGUUCAGCUCUGAGCAAUGUGUAGCUUACUUUCAAAGGCCCAAAAGGAAAAAUAGCUGCCUCCUUUAAGUGGUCUAUGCAAGAAGCAAUGUCUUGGGGUGCGUGUCCUACGUGUUUUUGUACGCUUAUUAGCGAUAUUCGUAACAAGAGAGUGGCUCUUGUUUGACGCGAAGUACUUGAACGUUUCGAACAUAUCAGCUUGCAUUGUCGUUACGAAACCACGAAAAAACAUAUGCUUGCAGUUUGUAGGGAAGUGAGAAGGGUCAUUUUUGUUGUUAUUUGUGAAUAUUCCACGAACCUAACAGCAGCCAAUUGUAGUUGUUUGAAGAAAGAGAUUUUAACCAAACCCGUUACUAGCAUACUGUUCCCCAUCCAGAACACCUCCCUCCCUCCCGCCGAGAGUAUUGACUGUUCCCCACUUCAAAGCGCGGAAUGUUUGUAGCAGGGUCUCUUACAUUACACACUGAAAUGUUUACUGUUCACAAAAGGUGUAAAUGGCGGUUGUUAACUCUGUGCCAUCUACCGGCUCGUGUGUCAUUGCAGCACAUGAUAUUCGACACCUCUGACGUUGAUCUGGCUACUCUUGACACUAUAGUCAUCCUGAGAACGCUUGAAGUUUGUUGGACAGGAGGUUUAUCUAGCUUCCUAUCUUACCUAGAGGCAGUCUAGCACAUUCACGUUAUGGAGCAAGCCACUAUCGCACUAUGUAGACAACAUGCAGCGAGGAUCCACUCUAAGCCAUAUUUCGAGAAUGCAACCCUCUUGGCAUUUUGGGCCAGUGCAGCUUGAACGUUUUCUGAUCUUUGCUGAUGACAAUGUUCCCCACCUGCCUAGGAGUUCCUUUAACGCAUUUUCUGUUUUAGGCUUUGCAGACCAACCAUUUUUAAUGCAGUUGUUGACAGAACCAUGUAAAAGGCAUAGUGGAGCUGAAGUUCUGCAAGAAAUUUUAGAUUGUUAUACUUAUAUAAUGCGAAGAACUUUAACGUUACAGAACAUUCCAGGCAGGAAACAAGCGCUCUCAAUUUUAACACAUUUGGCCUGAGACUAAAUGUAUACUCAGCAUGAAUUCGUAAUACGUGUAUUAAACGUGUACAUCACCGUCAAAUAAAUUGUUGCCGUACUAUGAAUGUGGAAAAGAACGUGUUUAUCCCCAACUUCCGCUAGAAGAGGCAAGGGCAAAAGUUCCCUCGGCAGAAAAAGAAGCGCGCGGCAACCUCAGAAUUUUCGUAUACUUAGAUGGAGUGGAAUGCGCAUAAUAAAGGCGACUUUUUAAACUCCCAAUAACAGCUCGCACUUCGCGUUCUGCUAACUACUUAGCAGUUUGGGCCCCGCGUAUCCUCGACUAGCUCACCGCUGGCGCUUUAGGAAUCACUUGUGUGCUGAUAAGUGCGCUCAGUUCUGCGCGCUUUAGAAACAGCGCCAAACGCGGUGCACGUAGAACAGGAGACGUCAGAUGAAAAACAAAAGUUCCGACCGAAAAUUGAAUAUUCUCACGCCAACUAUUUUACCACACUAAUUGAAUGAAGCCAUGUGAGACAAGUAAAUGAAGCGUCGCAUCUUAAAAUUUUAAGGGCGCUUGUACUGGAGCAUCUCCCAUGCUCAAGUCAGCCACCUUCUAUCACAGUGGAACAGAGUGCGCUAUUAUCGUGAUUUUUCAGAAGAAUUCUGUAGGAAUUACAUGACUAAAGCAGCAGGCCACCGAAGAAAAUAGUGAAACAGCCGUUGGGAAAUGAACUCCUAGAGAAGACAAAUACUCUCCGAGUUCAGUCCAUCUGUGAAAGAAAGCACUCCAGAUUUUAGCCUCGAAGAAAAAUACAGAGUAUAGCGGCACCACUGCAGUGCUGCUGACUGAAGCAAUAGAAGCAAGCAAAUAGAGUCAUUUGCGGGCGCUUGUCUGAAUAACGACAUCGCAUCCAUCCUUCCCACCACAACGAAGGGUUUCCUUUCUCGACAAUGGCUGACGCCCUCCCCGCCGAAUUUUGAAGAAGAAACGUCUGACUUGCAACCGAUAAGGGCGGAUGCUGACAGGGAGGAUUGAACGAAGAAUAAGCAGACAAAACGACACAAUCUCUCUCCAGCUGAAAGCCAAGAGAACUAGGGGAACACAUUCCGCUCAUUGAUUCUCUUCCUGCCUCAACUUUUUUUUUUCGCAUAUAGAACGCCCGCAGAGGGAACGAACAGAAGGAAGUAAGGUAACAUACUGGAAUCAAAAGAAGGGCCGCUGCUGCGACAACAUCUGAACAGCCUUAAAGUGCUGUUUCUUAGUUCGCUGUUUCCUUUUCUCGAGUUCCAUGCGCAAAAAAAGGAAGGAAAAGAAAAGGUAAUAAUAUAGACGAGCAAAGCAGAGGAAUCUUCACAGCCGCGUUCUUACUGCGGGGCACACUUGAAGAUCCAAGCAAACGUUCACAUAGACGCCCACUCAAUUGCAAAGGAAGCACCGCAAGUUGGGUGCGGUUUCCUUCAAGCGUGGCCCAUAGAUGGGGCGCCGAGAACCUUGCCAAUCUCAAGUUUUGAACUCUUAGCUUUAUAUUCCAAGACACUUUCUUUUUUCAGGAUUCUAUAACAGUUCGCUGUUGAACAUUUUCUUUUCUGGAAUUUCCAAGUUCUAACUGCGGACUCUUCCACUUCUAUUUAACUUUCUACACUUCUUCAAAAGAAACGUAUAUAGCGCCGGGGAUCGUACAUUUCUCAGACGACCACGCUGCCAGCAAAACAUAGAGUGGGCUAUUUCUCUUUUUUUACGCACUGCUUUUCCGGCUUUCGUGGUGCAGCGUAUUAUUUUACGUUUUCUUUUUCUUCAUUCUUAUUUUUUCCUGAAAAGUUGAGCUGUGGAGACCCUGCUGACCACAUUUUCUUUUUCAGCCACUGUGUGCUUUCUCUUCGUUCAGUGGUACUUAACAUAUCGUACAAGAGGUCUGCCAUCAGUUCUAUUUAUUAGGCUUUUAUGUGUCUUCAGAAGCUGUCCGCGAGAAAAAAAAUUUUGAAUUGGUAGUUCUGGAUUUUAUUCAUCUCCAGAUCUAUUCUUUUUUUUUUUUUGUACUUCAAAAGGCGAUGAAUUUCUCCAAGCGUGACAGCCUAAGUUUCUUUGUGCGGGCCUACAGGGCUUCCUGGAGAGCGCUCAUCUUUAUACAAGCUCGAACACAUGCUUUUCUGCCACAGCGAAGAUAAUUAGGACUAACGCGAUCGUUUUCUUUUUGAAUGAAGGCUGAGCAAGAAGGAAGAAUUAAAAAAAAAAUCAUGCUUAAAGCUGGUUUUUGUGAAAGUCAGUAGUACAGCAGAGAGAGGAUAGAAAAUAUAUAAGAUGAAUUAUACACUUUGAAAAAGAACUCGUCUUCGCCCUUCCAGUCGGACUGGCGAAAAGUAUAUACAAUUAGAAAAAAAAGGAAGGACCUCUUCUGAGCGCCAUUUUCCGACGGCAGACUUAAUCUGGAAGGCGCAGACAUGCGGUUGAGUGCACGCAAAGCGCAUUAUCCUUCUUUUGCUGAACUAACGAGGAGUUUAGGACUGACCGACAUGUUUAUUUCUCCUCGAGAACUCAAACUCUGUACUCCGCGCAGCGCGCUAAAUGGCAUCUUUUUCUGAGGCCAGGAGGUUAUCUCGAGCGUAUAGCACGACUUGGAAAGCGAAUACAGCAAACACAGUAUUUCCGUUUUCCUCCUAGAAUCAAAUGUCGAAAUUCCAACUAUAUAGACCUGCUCUAUGCCAUAAGGCCCGAUGUAUUCCAUUAAAAAUGAGGAACGCGAGAGCACGGUGGGAGCUUGGCGACGACUUCAAAUCGACAAGCUACAUCCCUAAGAAGCGGAGCGGCUCUACGGAUCCCCAAGGAAACUGCCCGAUCUACUGGUGAGGGAACAAAAAGGAACACCUGAAAGGACCGAAUCUGGGUCCAAUCACCAUGGCUGUGUUAAGCCAGUACAGAGCUGAGCCGAGCCGAGCCAAGCCAAGCCGGAGGCCCCCCACCACCCAUCGAGGUGGAUCGAAGUCCACCGAACCCGGAAUGCUUCCGCGAGCAGCCAACGCAGCCCGCUCUUCCUCCUCCCUCUCGCGAAGCUUUUUCAUCCCACCGCCUGUGAGUCACGCUUCCCCACAGGGCACGCCGUUGAUUGUGAGGGGGCUCCGCCAAAACAAGCCUACAGACGGGAGCGGCAGCAGCAGCAUCAGUCUUGAAGGCGUCGUUCCCGCGAAAAGUAGGGAAGAGAAGGAAGCCGGGAAGGAAAGGAGGAAGUAGACGCAUCCUCCGCUCCCGCUUCACAGCAUCGCGCGCGUCCUCGCUGGAUGGUUUCGCGGGGUUGUGCUGCUCGCGUGUCGACGACGCCACAGCCGCGGUUGUGUAUGUCAUGGGUGUGGUGGUGUUUGAACCCGCGCGGCCGGUGACAAGACGAUCGGUAGUGCUGGUGAGCACCGUGCUGCUUCUCGCUGGUGGCCUGGGUGACAUCUGCCAUGCUUUGGAGGCUCCCGAAAUGCACAAGAUGUACGUGGACUCCAACCUGAAGCUUGGUGACGGUGUGGACCUAAUGUGCUCUCUCAAAAGAGGUUCGGCACCGGUACACUUUGCCUGGUACCACAACGGCCGUGAAAUACGCGCCGAGGACAAACUCGGGGACGUGGUCAGCCUCCAGGGGAAAUCCAUUCUCGUGGUGCGCGAAAUCUCACGGGAUCACAUCGGCAACUACACCUGCUCCGUGCGCAACCCGGCCGGGUCUGACAGCUACACUGUCAAGCUCUACGUGGAUGUGAAGCCCAUUUGGACCAAAGAGCCAGAAGAUGCGUCGGCUUCAACUGGCUCUAAUAUCGUCAUUCACUGCAAUGCCUUCGGUUAUCCUGUUCCAAGAAUCGAGUGGAGCAAGGAGAGAGAGGACAGAGACUUCGAGCUUGUUCGCAUGGGCGACAGAUUCAACAUGGCUCCAAACGGGAGUCUGCAGAUCCGUUCGGUGAAAGCUGAAGAUGGCGGCCACUACAGGUGUGAUGUCAGCAACGGGCUCGGGAACGGAAUUUCCAAAAUCAUUAGGGUCGCCAUUAGCACGCCUCCGAGAAUUUUGGAACGGGUAGAGGAGACAACUGUUCGAAGGAGCCACAGUGUUCGGUUGAAAUGCGAAGCAACUGGUGACCGUCCACUGGCAGUCCACUGGUUCAAGGACCAGAGGCCAUACCAGGCGACGCUGCGGGAAGGGUUCGACAUAAUUGAGCGAAGCCUCCCAGGUGGCGUAAUUUCUGAGCUCUUAAUUCAGAACAGUUCGACAUCCGACACGGGUGCUUACGUCUGCAGGGUUUCCAACAAGUUCGGCAACGUGACUUCUCUCACGAAGCUCUACGUGCUAGAGCCACCAUCGCCUCCUGUUAGCAUCAAAAUCUCGGACAUCAGAAGCCGCACUGUCCGACUGACAUGGCAAGCGCCCUACUCGGAGGUCUCCACGUUUCACGUACGCUUCUGGAAAGAGAAUUCCCAAAGCAGGAAGCUGACGCUGAUCACGGUGUCGGGAUCGGAGACCUCCGUCUACCUCAGCGACCUCCUUCCCGGCACGUCCUACGGUGGCUACCUGCUGUCGGAAAACAGGGUCGGAAUGAGUGCGCCGUCUACGUCGCUUCAUUUUACCACGAGUGAAGAAGCUCCCACAGCACCUCCCUUGGAUAUCCGGGUCGUCGGAUUAGGAAGCACGCACGUCAAAAUUGAGUGGAAGGCACCGCCAAAAGAGCACCAGAAUGGCAAGAUACAGGGUUACCACGUCGGACAUCGCGCCUACGACUCCCCGAUGCUGCCAUACACGUACCAGACCGUGACGGGCGUUGACGCGACCCAAGCUGCCCUGCGUGCAUUGCGACCGAACACCCGCUACGCCGCAGUCGUGCAGACCUUCAACUCGGCCGGACCAAGCCCGUCAUCUCAUCAGCUGGACUUCACCACGCUCGAGGAAGACCUCCCAGUGGCACCUGUCUUCAGCGUCAGCAGUGUCACAUGCUGUUCUGCAACAUUUACCAUAAAGGAGAGGAAACGAAGGAGCUUAACACAGUACGUGCUGGACUAUCGGGAACGGGGCGGCUACUGGCGCUCCGUCUACUUUCCGUCGCAUACGCACACGCUCUCGCUGGACAGCCUGAGCAGAACGACGCCGUACGAGGUGGUCCUGUCGGCAUACAACAUGUACGGCCGCGGCGAUCCAUCAGAUCCGGUGCUUUUCGAGACCACUGGAGAGCAGCCCUUGCCGCAGAGGACGGAUGAAGGCACCAGAUACCUUCUGAACGCUCGAAUCAUUGGCCCUGUGAUCGCAUCCCUCUUAAUAAUCUUCACCUCAAUAGCUGUGGCUUGGAUCUUCUACAAGAAAAUCACGUCCCCAGAAAAAGAGCACCCAAUCAUCUACCACAGUGCGACUCUUCCCAAGCACAUGUGGCCGGAUCAGGAGUACGCGACCAUCGCCAGGACCACCAUUCGAAGGAGGGUGGAAGAGGCCUACGACGUCCCUUGGGACAUGGAGGAUGUCGUCGAAUGCCCCCCUAAGGUUGUGGAGGACUGCUAUACGCUGCUCAAGAAGAAAGUGCCAGGCGAGCUGCAAAGAGUUCCUGCGGGCCAUUUCCUGCUCGAUGGUCCGUCCUGUUCUAUGCCAGACGACCCGCCCGUUGAAGAACCAGAAAAAUGAACUUGCCUCUUUUCGUAAUUUUGUGCUUGCCUAUACCAUCGCGAACAAAUCACCCUCAUUUGAUUUUGUACGGAUCACUCUUUUUAACAUAGAUGCGGUAUCAGUCACAUCUGGCUGAAGUAUUGCCUGAUAAAAACUACGUAAGUGAAGGAUUAGUGACAGAGAAUUAUCAAUGAUAAUUAACUACGGAUAUUGUGAAGCAUGGACAGCGCCUCGUGAUGCAUUAUCUAGUUUUUGUGAUAGCAGGAGUGAACUUAACGUUAGCUUUUGGAUGCAUGAUUGGAAUGAAUUCUAGUUUGAAGACCUUCCGCGUAGGUUCAGCGUUAUGGUGGCGCUUGAGUUUUGCGGUAGUGUUCUCCUUUUAACAAUCAAAAGCAGGAUGUCUAGCAAGCAAGAAAUGUAGCUAUCUAAAUAAGGUAAGAAAGCAGAACACGCUUACCACUCAAAAGAGCGAUACCAUUACCUAAAUAUGGCGAUUACGGUUUUGAAGUACAAGUUAAUACGUCAUAUGUGUUCGCAACACUUUGGUGUCCAAAAUAACCACGAAACUUGGUUCUGAUUAUAAUUUUGAUAGAAUUGCUUAUGCGGUAGACACGGUGAGCACAGUUUACUGCGACAAGCAGUAGCAUCUUAAGUGGCCGGCAAGGCAGUAGUGCUAAUGCUUAAAGUUAUAAUGAGCUGUUAAAUCGUGUGCUACGGCAGCGACUCUAAACCAUGCUUGUCAGGGUAUAAAACACGGUGAACGGAACAGGGCAGAUUCCGUUCAGUGACCUCUGCUAUUAGUGCUGACGUCAUUAAGCGUUCAAUUACAGGACUCGUUACUACUCAUUCAAACAGGGUUACGAAAUUCAAAUAGUGCACACCACUCGGUACGCACUUGUACGAUCGAAAAUCCCUGUUCCAGACAGAUGUGACUGGGCUUGCAAACAUCCAUCGCGUUUUACUAUGAGCGAAGGCUGGGGACGUGCAAGGAAUACCUUUGAACGCUGCCGUGUAGUCAGUGUUCUCGGGAAUGUAGUGUUCGUCAAUGUCUGGCAAAACACUUUGAUAUUUGAGAAGCGUAUGUAUAUUGUAGUGUUUGGUGGAGUGCUCCAGUCCUUGAAGAUUCCUUCAAACUCGGUGCUUUUAGCGCUUAGACAAAAAAUUUGCGAUGGAGCGCAGCCGACGUAUGACGUUUGUCUGGUGCAUUAAUUUGGAGAACAACAUGAAGGUCGUGCUUCAUUGUUGUGUGGCUCUUUUUUUCUGUGGCUUUCUUGCUUCCUGAACACGCCCGUCCCUUUUUAUGUCCCUUAUGAAACUGAAUUUGACUUUUUUGCGCCGGUAAAAAACACAGGUCAAUGCGAGUCACCUGCAUUCCAGUUAAUAAAAUGCAAAACUUCUGCGCACCAUUUAAGGACACUGAGAGCACAAUUACAAUUUGCGCAAUCUGAGGUGAGACGCUUAUGCAACUAAACCUUUGCCUAACACGAAAGAUGCAAAAAUAUUCAGGGCUUCCGCAGAAUAAAUGUUACAGUCUCAUCUUUCAGGCUGCUAUAUAAGAACGGACACGAAUUUUUUCGCAGCUUUGCAUGAACCACCGGACUUUGUAACGCUUUUUUUAGAACGUAGAGUUAGCCUUUUAUACGAUGCGCAAACUGAUCACACAUUGAACUUAUCUUUAGGCACUGAACUAGAUAGUUUCUACAGUGACCUCCCUACUUCAAUAAUGUUUUGCAAACAUAUGAAAAGAAGAAGGUUCCUUGCAGCUUUUGCGAAUGUUUCACUUCCUUGCAUUUGUAACACACAUUUUAACAUACUCACACGUGUAUUUUUUCAGCCUAAAAUAAAGGCAAUGAUCUAAACUUUGUUGACCAUCUGCAGCAAACAAAGACAGCCCAAAGCCUCUUAAAACGCCGUUUUUUCAAUACUAUGAGCUGAAACUGUUAUGAGGGCGUACGCGCGUUCUGAAACAAGUUUCAUAUUUAUCUUAAUUAAUUUUCUGGCUGUGCUGUAAGGAUUUGACAUAUAGAGGCGGUUUAAUCGCAGAUAAAUCGCUUAGCUUAACUAGGGCACCAAUGCUCUGGCUCAAGAAAAGUUACCUCGGACGCUUAAUUGUUGGCGUUUCUGCGUGCUGUAAAUGAGUUAUAUAAAGCUAUUCGAGCACAAAAAAAUUACAGAGCCUUAUAUAAAACUUCAGCUAGUCGCAGAAUGUUAUUGCCCAGUAGUCAAGCAGGAACUAUGCUGUGCGCAUAAUAAAUCGUCAUCACGCAUUCGUAAAAUGACGCUGCGGUUAUUACAUCUGGAGCUUAUUGAAGUCAUGAGUCGUAUACAUCAUAAAGCAUCGGUCAAUGUGCAACCCUAGAUCACUAAAGAACGCAGGGUCGGGCGAAUAAUGUGGUGAAAGUACUUAGCGAGUGUCGCGUUACAACGAUUUUCUUUCGUCCGUUUCAUGUUUGUCAUAUAACUACGCUCGGCAAUACAAGAGAAGGCAUAUUAAUUGAUGCCGCUCUUUUGUUUCCAUUACUCCUCUAAAAUACUCCUUUUUGCACAUUAAUACUUUUCAGUGACCACGCGUAGACAAUUUCGAAGCGGCAAACAGCGUAUUUUUUGGUGCCUUAAACACUUACUUAAGCAAAUUGUGAUUGAUUUAGUUUAGAAUUAAGCUUGUCGAAUGGCAAAUGGUCUGCCUUGUGAAAGCUUAUGAAUACUAUCCGUGCAUGCGAUAAGCUGUAAACCAAUUUUACAGGAUUCAUUAAAGUAGUUAGACGCAAGAACGAUCGUCAUUAGGGCUACAUGAGAGGCUCCAAUUUGUUUAAGUUCAAUAAAAAAUUUAGCAUACAUUUGUGCACACAUAUAAAGAGUAUGUACAUGUAUGAACAUUGCAAACACAAGUCUGUUUCGUUCAGCUUUUUAUUCGAUGCUCUUCGACACAAGCUCUGCAAACCCUCAGAAAUAUAUGUUGAUUCUGCGCAAUUCGAGCAAAGUAGUGACUUGAGUGCAACGUCACUUCAAAGACCCAUUUCCUGUGAUAUUCCGCACUACAUUUUGAAACAUUGUGUACAAUUGCGAAUUGAGACAUCAUUACUAGCGCCAAAAAGGCACCGGGCGACAGCCAGAACCCACAGGAGAGAACGCUAGCUAACUGAAUCCCAACAGUAUGUACAAUUGUCGCUACACAUCGAGAAAGCGAAUAAGCAUUGAAUUUUAUCUUGACGGUAUCACAGAUACUUACAAUAACCACUGCAGGGUGUCUACCAAUUUGACAUUGCCAAAUUCUCUGAGUUUUCCAGGUUUUCCCUGAGUGCCUUUGCAAAAUUCGCUAAGUGACACAGAACUUCGUUUUAUGUCAAGACGGGCUGACGCCAUGUCGCCCGUUGCUGUCACUCUCUCGUAAGCAUGUUAAAGAGGAAGAAUAAGCUUUAUUUGUACGAAAGAGCAGACGGUGGAGUCGUCCGAGAAAGGAUAAUAAGGAUUAAUGUUUAUUUUAUUAAAAAAGAAAACAGCAGGAAGGGGUUAGUAAAAUGCACUGCGAAUAAAAUAUCUUCGAAAAAAAAAAUGAUAAGCCCCAUUACAAAUAGAGUCGAACAUUUUCAAAUACGAAUAAACAGAGUGCAUACAGACGCAAAUAUUUUCGAAUAUCAGCUAUUGCAAUGAACUGAUAGUGAGCUCAUUGGUAUGAGGCCCGAACUUUGUCACAAGUGAGAGUCUUUUUCAGCAGUUGUAAAGUCAACCUCAACUCUCCUGACAUGCUCUCAGCCCACGCACAAUGCCUCAGUGUUGCGUUUCACUGCUUGAAAAAGUUUAUUUUGGUUUGGAUGAGGGACACCUGCAUCUCGGCGUUAGUGAACACUUUGAAGGAGCUCGAGCUCAAAAAACAAAGAAGUGACGGCACACUUCCUUUCCCGUUCAUUCUUCAAUGCGUCGGUCCUUCCUGUUCUCGUCUUCCUUCCGCCACACGUUCGCCCUACGGGCCAUUUGGAACAUCCUCUUGGUCAGUUGUAGAGUCAACGUCCGAUUUUUCGGACUCCCUAGGGGCCACGAAAACGCCCGAAAAAUCGGGCAGCCCGAAAAAAUGAAUGCAUGUCUUUUACUGCCCUGAAGGGCUCAAAUCGCCCCGGCCACGCCUGAAAAAGCUGUGAAGGGCUGCCAGUACACUUAUUAGGCAUAUCGGUACUCGUACUGUGACAGGAUACGGCGGGUGCACGCGUGUAUAAUAAGGAAUACAUACCGCGUCUAGUGACAAUUGCCCCUUCACACUCUUAGUAUGCUUCAGCGCAAUACUUUGCGUAUGCUUCAUUGCGUAACAUUGCUAUAUUGAGGCGCAGCUGACUUUCAGAAACCGGCCUUAUGCAUUGCGUCGUAUAUUCCGAGCUUCGAAGUCAAUCGCGAAGAUUACAAAGGCGGAGUCCGUGCCAUUGCCGGCAGCGGCGAAUUCUUUCACAGAAAAAAACACGGCACCGAACGACAAGCUUAAUAGCAAACAUCGAAGCCGCUAGGCCUAGCGUUGCUGCGGUAGUGGCUACAGCUACCAGCGGAUAUGCAUGCGAGAGCGCAGGUUCGAGGCGGCGAGAUAAUCAAAAUGGCGUAAGUGGUGGCUUUGAUUAAUUCCGUUUCGUACCUAAGGUCAUGGCAAAAAGUCCGGAAAAUCGGAGGGCGAAGGGCUCAUGCGUCCGAAAUUGCAGGCUUUGCUAUACAUUGACUCUAUGGGGUACGUGGUGGUGCCGCGAAGCCGCCCGAAUUAUCCGGCAUCUCCCAAAAAUCAGGCGUCCGGAAAAUCGGUUGUUGACUGUACACUGGCAACUCCUCCAGCUGAUGACACGGCGACAAAGACGAUUCAUUACGGUCCUUCUCUGUUACUCGAAGCCAGCAUUAGCGCGACUUACGUUCUCUUUCAAAAAAAUUACAGCUAAUUUUCCCUGAUAGAAGAACAAAUUCUCUGAGUUUUCCCUCAGUAUUUCCAGGCUAUUCAAGAUCCCUGAGAAUUCCCGGUUUUCCCGAUUGGUAGAUACCCUGCAUUGAACUUUUAUGUGAAGCGAGACUCAUUGGACUUUUGAAGAUGUGAAAUAAUGAAAUAUUUGUGAAAUAACGUGCUGCAUUUAUGUGUGUCUGCAUGUCAAUAAAGAAGGGUAUGGUGCCGAA
Molecule: messenger RNA, 12460 nt
Organism: Dermacentor andersoni
Lineage: Eukaryota; Metazoa; Arthropoda; Arachnida; Ixodida; Ixodidae
Product: cell adhesion molecule Dscam1-like
Biological process (GO): homophilic cell-cell adhesion; synapse assembly
Cellular component (GO): synapse
Molecular function (GO): protein binding
Source: RefSeq, a predicted model, not a curated record